CUUGUGGCAGCGGGGCCUUCGCCUCCUGCUCCUCCUCCUCCUCCUCCCAGGCAGCGGCUCUCUCUCCUCUUCACCGUCACUUCGCCAGCCCGGGAGAGGAGGAAGAGCGAGCCGGGUUUGCCGCUAUGACGCGGCCAAGUUUGCCUCCGCUCUUGGUCCUCACCGCCUUGCUGAGCCGGUGCGGCUCUCAAGUCCGGCAGCAGCAGCAGCAGCAGCAGCCCCCGGCGGCGCCGCAGCAACGAGGUCUGUUUCCAGCAGUGCUGAACUUGGCUUCUAAUGCCAUCAUCACAACAAAUGCUACCUGUGGUACAAAAGGCCCUGAAAUGUAUUGCAAAUUAGUGGAACAUGUUCCUGGCCAACCAGCAAGAAAUCCUCAGUGUCGGAUCUGUGACCAGCGCAGUCGGAAUCCCAAUCAGCGACACCCAAUCACGAAUGCAAUUGAUGGCAAGAAUACUUGGUGGCAAAGCCCUAGCAUUCAGAAUGGGAUGGAAUAUCACUAUGUGACUAUCACACUGGAUCUGCGGCAGGUGUUCCAGAUUGCUUAUGUCAUUGUAAAAGCAGCUAAUGCACCACGGCCUGGAAACUGGAUUUUGGAACGUUCACUUGAUGGUGUCAACUACCAGCCUUGGCAGUACUAUGCUAUCACAGACACAGAAUGCCUCACUCGCUACAAUAUUCCUCCUCGCACUGGACCUCCAUCAUAUGCGAAAGAUGAUGAAGUUAUAUGUACUUCGUAUUACUCCAAGAUCCAUCCACUGGAGAAUGGAGAGAUUCAUACCUCUUUGAUCAAUGGACGGCCAAGUGCAGAUGACCCUUCUCCAGCUCUGCUAGAAUUUACCUCUGCUCGUUAUAUUCGCCUCAGAUAUCAGAGGAUACGGACACUGAAUGCUGAUUUAAUGAUGCUGAUGCACAGAGACCCCAAUGAAAUUGACCCAAUAGUUACCAGGAGGUAUUAUUAUUCCGUGAAAGAUAUAUCUGUUGGAGGAAUGUGCAUCUGUUAUGGCCACGCGAAGGCAUGCCCACUGAAUCUAGCAACAAAUAGGUCGUCUUGUGAAUGUGAGCACAACACCUGUGGAGAAAGUUGUGAUAGGUGUUGUCCUGGGUUUAAUCAAAAACCUUGGCAAGCUGGGACCUUUCUUGUAAAGCAUGAGUGCGAAGCCUGCAAUUGUCAUGGGAAAGCUGAAGAAUGUUACUAUGAUCAAACUGUGGCAGACAAAAAGCAGAGUCUGAAUAUCCAUGGAAAAUAUGAUGGGGGUGGAGUUUGUGUUAACUGCACUCAAAACACUGCAGGCAUCAACUGUGAAACCUGCAUUGAUGGGUAUUUCAGGCCAAAGGGGGUACUACCAAGUGAACGCAAACCAUGCCAGCCGUGUAAUUGUUAUUCCAUUGGCUCUUUAGACGGCACUUGUGUCAAGGAUGAAAAACACGCUAUAGGAGACCUGCUUCCUGGAUUCUGUCACUGUAAACCUGGCUUUGGAGGAGAGAGGUGUGAUCGAUGUGCACUGGGUUACAAAGGCUUUCCUUACUGUGUGCCCUGCAAUUGCUCUCUCAAAGGCAGCUUAAAUGAUGACCCUUGCCAAGGACCCUGCAGGUGCAAGGAUCACGUCAGAGGAGAGAGCUGUGAUCAUUGUAAACCAGGCUUCUUUAACCUGCAGCAAGGAAACCCUCAGGGCUGUGAAGCAUGCUUCUGCUCAGGAAUAACAAAUGACUGCAUGGAGUCUCGCUGGACCUACAGCACUAUUACAGACAUGAAUGGCUGGUACCUGACAGAUGUAGCUGGUCUCGCUCAAGUUACUCCUCAGCAGGAUAGCUUUGAUGGACCCCAACAACUAAGCAUCAACAACAUGGAUGCAAGGACUGUUCUACAGCAGGUUUAUUACUGGAGUGCUCCCCGUCCUUACUUGGGCAACAAAAUAACAGCUGCUGGAGGACAUCUGAAAUUCACCAUUUCAUAUGACCUCACUGGGGAAGAUGCUGCUGCCCAAGCGAUGCUUCAGUCUGAUGUCAUCCUAGAGGGAAGUGGCUUCCGAAUCAGUACCUCACAAGAGGGAAUUCACCUAAAUCCGUUUGAAGAGCACACGGAAGAAGUGUUGCUGAAACACAACUUAUUUAUGCUGCAUGGGACUGGCACUCCGGUCAGCAGGAGGGAAUUCAUGGCUGUGUUGGCAAAUAUAAAGAAACUCCUCAUAAGAGCAACAUACAGCUAUGGGAUGAAUGCCAUCUACAGGCUGAGUGAUGUCAGCUUGGAAGCUGCUGAUUCCUCUUCCACCGGACAAAAAUAUGCAUCUGCUGUUGAAGUUUGCCACUGUCCUCGAGGGUAUUCUGGGACCUCCUGUGAAUCUUGUUGGCCAAGGCACAGGAGGGUGAACGGCACCAUUGUUGGCGGAAUCUGCAGGCCAUGCACAUGCUUCGGUCACGCGGAGGCCUGCGCUGAUCUCACUGGAGAAUGCUUGGACUGCAAGCACAACACAGGUGGCCCAUAUUGUGAUAAAUGUCUUCCUGGUUUCUAUGGAGAUGCUACUAAAGGGAAGCCUGAUGACUGCCAGCUGUGUGCCUGCCCACUGAGUGUGCCUUCAAACAAUUUUAGCCCAACUUGUCAUUUGGACCAGAGUCGUGGAUUAAUAUGUGAUGAAUGUCCCCCUGGGUACUUUGGCUUACGCUGCGAGAGGUGUGCAGAAGGCUAUUUUGGACAACCUUUAAUACCAGGGGGAUCAUGCCAGCCUUGCCAGUGUAAUGACAACCUUGACUUCUCCAUUCCUGGCAGCUGUGACAGCUUGUCUGGAGCUUGUUUGAUAUGUAAGCCAGGUACAACAGGCCAGUACUGUGAGAAGUGUGCUGACGGGUAUUUCGGAGAUGCUCUUGAUGUGAGGAACUGUCAACCUUGCCGUUGCAAUGUCAAUGGCUCAUUUUCAGAGAUCUGCAACUCUAAGACUGGGCAGUGCAACUGCAAGCCCAACGUCAUCGGACGUCGAUGUGAUAAGUGUAAGUCUGGAACAUUUGGUGUACAAUCAUCCAGAGGCUGUGUACCAUGCAACUGUAAUUCAUUUGGAUCCAAAUCUUUUGACUGUGAUGAGACUGGACAAUGCCACUGCCAACCAGGUGUUGGAGGGAAGACGUGUGACCGCUGUGCUCAUGGAUUUUACAGCUUUGAAGAAGGAGGAUGCACCCCUUGUGAGUGUUCCCAUCUUGGUAAUAAUUGUGAUCCACAUACUGGCCGUUGCAUCUGUCCUCCAAACACAGUAGGACCAAGAUGCGAAAAGUGUGCAGCAAAUCACUGGGGUCAUGAUAUUAUCAGUGGGUGCAAGCCCUGUGACUGCAGUGUAGUUGGGUCCCUCAGUUUGCAGUGUAACCCUGACACUGGCUGCUGUUUCUGCCGUCCAGAAUUCGUAGGAGAGAAAUGUACUGAAUGUAGGCUGGGAUAUCGUGGUUUCCCACAAUGUGUUGCCUGUGAAUGUCUGAUAGCAGGGACUGAACCAAAUACUUGUGAUUCAGAAACGGAAAAAUGUUCAUGUGUUGAUCCUACAGGACAAUGCACCUGUAAGAUUAAUGUGGAAGGUCUCUACUGUGACAGGUGCAAACCUGGCAGGUUUGGGCUCUCUGCCAGGAACCCACUUGGCUGCAGCAGCUGCUACUGCUUUGGCCUGACAUCACAGUGCAGUGAGGCAAAGGGGCUGGUCCGCAUGUGGUUGACUCUGAAGCCAGAUCAGGUCAUUCUUCCUCUUGUUGAUGAAAAUGUCCACCACCAAACCGUGCAUGGAAUUGUAUACCAAUAUCCAGAGACAAUUGCAAAUAUGGACUUAGUGAUGCAAGAAUUACAUUCAGAACCAUUUUACUGGAGACUUCCAAAACAGUUUGAAGGACAAAAGCUGACAGCUUAUGGGGGAAAACUGAAAUAUGCUAUCUUCUUUGAAGCACGAGAAGAGACUGGCUUUGCAACCUAUAACCCCCAGGUCAUAAUCAGAGGUGGGACUCCCACACAGACACGAAUAAUUGUCAGGCACAUAGCUGCUCCUCUGAAUGGCCAGUUGACAAGGCACGAGAUAGAAAUGACAGAGCAUGAAUGGAAAUAUUAUGGCGAUGACCCAAGGGUCAGUCGGACUGUGACCCGUGAGGAUUUCAUGGAUGUUCUGUACAAAAUUCAUUACAUACUUAUUAAGGCUACUCAUGGGAGCUUCAUGAGGCAAAGCAGGAUUUCUGAAAUUUCCAUGGAGGUUGCACAGGAAGGAAGUGUAUCAGGAAGGACUCCUCGUGCCCAGUUGAUUGAGAAAUGUGACUGUCCUUUGGGUUAUUCUGGCUUAUCGUGUGAGACGUGCUCCCUAGGAUUUUACAGACUUCCUUCCACAUCUGCUGACAGAAGGCCAGGUCGAGCUUUAGAUCCUUGUGUUCCAUGUCAGUGUCAUGGGCACAGUGAGAUGUGUGAUCCUGAAAGUUCAAAAUGUCAGAAUUGCCGUCACAACACUAGUGGUGACCACUGUGAGAAAUGUGCACUUGGCUUCUAUGGAAUUGUUAGAGGAUUUCCUAAUGACUGCCGGCCUUGUGCAUGCCCUCUCCCUGUUUCAAGCAACAACUUCAGUCCAUCAUGUGUUACUGAAGGAGUCAAUGAUUACCGAUGUACUGCUUGCCCACCUGGAUAUGAAGGACAGUACUGUGAAAGGUGUUCUCCUGGAUACACUGGGACUCCAAACAUCCCUGGUGGAUCUUGUCAAGAAUGUGAGUGUCAUCCACAUGGUUCACUGCCUGUUCCCUGUGAUCCUGUCACUGGACAAUGCAAAUGCAAACCUGGAUCUACUGGCUGGAAGUGUGCAGGAUGUGAACCCCGGCAUGCUCGUGAAGGCAUAGCAUGUGUUUUUUGCGAUGAUGAGUGCACUGGAGUCCUUCUCCGUGAUUUGGAUCAAUUAAACCAGAUGGCUUUGAGUGUCAAUCUCAGUGGCCCGCUUCAUCCACCAUAUAAAAUGCUUUAUUCUUUUGAAAAUACAACCAAAGAGUUGAAGCAUUUACUAGCACCCCAACAAGCACCAGAAAGACGCCUUCGAUUGGCUCAGAAGAAUUUGGAUGCUCUCGUGACAGAGAUGGAUGAGCUUUUGACAAGGGCGACCAAGGUGACAGCAGAUGGGGAGCAAACCAGACAGGAUGCUGAGACAACUAAUGAGAGAGCAAAGAUGCUUGGACAGUUCAUCAAGGGCACCCUCCAGGCUGCAGAAGCGGCAAAUGAUACUGCAUUAAGAUUAAAUGAGACACUUAGAGCCCCAGACAAGACCUUAGACGUAAGUUUGCAAGAAAUACAGGGUGAUGUUGACAAAAUGAUGUCAGAGCUCCGGAACAGAAAACUGGACAGGCAAGAGGAGGCAGCCCAAGAUGAGCUACAAGCAGCAGAAGCCCUCUUGAAGAGAGUGAAUAAGUUGUUUGCAGAACCUAGACAGAAAACAGAGGAGCUCAAGAAUGAAGUCAGAGACAAGCUGGCAGACUACCAAGAUAAAGUUGAUGAUGCUCUAGACCUGCUGAGAGAAGCAACCAACAAAAUUAGGGAAGCAGAUAGACUAUCUGCAAUCAACCAGCAAAAUAUGACAGCAGUAGAGAAAAAGAAGCAAGCUCUAGAAGAUGGACAACAAGAAGCUGAAAACACUCUAAAAGAAGGAAAUGACAUCCUUAGUGAAGCAAAUGACCUGGCAAAUGAAAUCAAUUUAGCUGUUGAGUAUAUAGAUAAUAUCCGGGACAGAAUAAGCCCACUCUCUGAUGAGCUAAAGGAUAAAAUUGAUGAUUUGUCUCAAGACCUCAAAGAAAGGAAGCUUCCAGAACAAGUGCUAGAGGCAGAGUCCCGUGCUGCCCAACUGAAUGGUUCAUCGAAGAUACUGGAUGGAAUACUUGAUGAAGCCAAGAAUCUCUCCUUCAAUGCCACAGUAGCUUUUAAGGCCUACAGGAAUAUCAAGGACUAUAUUGAUGAAGCUGAUGGAAUUUCCAAAGAUGCUAAAGCUCGUGCAAAUGAUGCAAUACAACUGGUGUCUGGUCCAGAAGGAUCAUUAAAGGAUGGUGCCAAGAAUGCUCUACAAAAAAGCUUCAGGGUUCUUAAUGAUGCCAACAGGCAGGCAAAUGAUGUUAAAGAAAAUGAAGAUAGCCUGAAAGGGAUGCAGAACAGGUUGCAAGAUGCAGAGGGAAAGAACUCUGAUCUCCUGAGAGCUUUGAAUGAUACCCUGGGGAAAUUGUCAGCAAUUCCUAAUGAUACAGCUGCCAAGGUACAAGCCGUCAAAGACAAAGCCAAGCAAGCUAAUGAUACUGCAAAUGAUGUACUGGCUAGAAUCAGAGAUCUCAACAAGAAUCUCUUAGGGUUAAAAGACAACUACAGGAAACUUGCCGAGGAUGCAGCCAAAACAAACGCUGUGGUGAAAGAUCCCAAUAAAAACAGAAUCAUUGCUGAUGCAGAUGACACUGUUAAAAACUUGGAAAAAGAGGCAGAUCGGCUGAUGGAUAAGCUUAAACCAAUCAAACAACUUCAAGAUAACCUAGGGAAGAACAUCUCUCAUAUUAAAGACUUGAUCAAUCAAGCCAGGAAGCAAGCCAAUUCAAUCAAAGUAUCUGUGGCUUCUGGAGGCAACUGCAUUCGCACAUACAAACCAGAAAUAAAGAAAGGAAGCUACAACACUGUCAUCCUUAAUGUCAAGACAACAACUGCUGACAAUCUGCUUUUUUAUCUUGGAAGUAACAAAUUUACUGACUUUCUGGCCAUAGAAAUGCGUAAAGGCAAAGUAGAUUUCUUAUGGGAUGUAGGAUCUGGAGUGGGUCGCGUUGAGUAUCCAGAUCUGACAAUUGAUGAUGGAUUUUGGUACCGAAUUGAAGCAUCAAGGACUGGGAGAAAUGGCACAGUUUCAGUACAGGCUUUAGAAGGUCCUAAAGCCGCUAUUGGGCCAAGCAUUUUCCAUGCAAUUUCUCCACCAGGUUACACAAUUUUGGAUGUGGAUGCAAAUGCCAUGCUGUUUGUUGGAGGUUUAACUGGAAAAAUAAAGAAAUCUGAGGCUGUCAGAGUCACAACGUUUACUGGCUGUAUGGGAGAGACUUAUUUAGACAGCAAACCAAUUGGGCUAUGGAAUUUCAGAGACAUUGAAGGAGAGUGUAAAGGGUGUGCUGUCAGCCCUCAGGUAGCAGACGGUGAGGGCACUGUUCAGUUUGACGGGGAAGGCUAUGCUAUGGUGAGCCGCCCAAUAAGAUGGAAUCCAAAUAUCUCUAUGGUCAUGUUCAAAUUCAAGACAUUUUCUUCCACUGCUCUUCUGAUGUACCUUGCUACAGUUGACUUGAAAGAUUUCAUGAGCAUCGAACUCAAUGACGGGCAUAUUAAAGUCAGUUAUGAUCUAGGUUCUGGAACAGCUACUGUUGUCGGCAGCCAGAACCAUAAUGAUGGGAAAUGGAAAUCAUUCACCUUGUCAAGAAUUCUAAAACAAGCUAAUAUAUCAAUUGUAGACAUAGACUCCAAUCAGGAGGAGAGCAUAUCAACAACUUCUGCAGGGAAGCACUUCGGCCUCAACUUGAAAGCUGAUGAGCCUAUCUAUUUUGGUGGAUUGCCCACACUGAGAGGAAAUCUAAGCAUGAAAUCAAGGCCUGAAGUAAACACAAAGAAGUAUGCAGGCUGUCUAAAAGAUAUUGAGAUUUCUCGGACACCAUAUAAUCUUCUGAGCAGCCCUGACUAUGUUGGCAUUACCAAGGGAUGUACGCUGGAGAAUAUCUACACAGUCAGCUUCCCUAAACCAGGUUUUGUGGAAUUGCCACCAGUCUCACUCGAUGUGGGAACAGAAAUCCACUUGUCCUUCAGUACUAAAAAUGAAUCUGGCAUCAUCCUCUUUGGCACUAGUGGGGUGCCUGUACCCCUAAAGAGAAAACGCAGGCAGACUGGACAGGCCUAUUACGCUGUGUUCCUGAAUGGAGGUCGACUAGAAGUGCAUAUCUCUAAUGGAGUACGAGACCCUCGUAGGAUCACCAUCAAACCUGAAUCUGGAGAGUUUCAUGAUGGCAGAGAGCACUCUAUUUGGAUAGAGAGACUCAAAGGGAUGUUUGCCAUACAAGUAGAUGAGGACAGAAGACAGUCUCAGAGACUCCCCUCAGAUCAGCCAAUAUCCGUUAAGAAGUUGUUUGUGGGAGGGACACCACCUGAAUUUCACACUGCCCCAAUCAGAAACAUACCUGCCUUUGAUGGCUGCAUAUGGAACCUUGUUGUCAAUGCUGUUCCAAUGGAUUUUGCCCGGCCAGUAUCCUUUGAAAAUGCAGACAUUGGCCAAUGUCCUGAUUUAGCAGCACCACAUGAAAAGGAGGGGGAGGAUGAAGUUUCCACUCCUGAGCCUGACAUGGAAGAGAAGAAAGCAAGUGAACCUUCCACUCCAUCACCACCCUUCCCUCCUUCACCUGAUUUGCUUGCUGCUGAAGUGAAGAGUGCCAGCAUCUCAGCUGACUUUGACGCUGUGAUGGAGCAAUGUGCUGCUGACGUGGAACCAAUUACCUUGGACGGGGGCAAGCAAUUUGGCCUCUCAAGGAACAGCCAUAUUGCAUCUGCUUUUGAUGAUACCAAAGUUAAGAAUAACCUCACCAUCGAAUUUGAAAUCAGAACAAAAGCUGAAAAUGGGUUGGCUUUCUAUAUGGCCCGGAUCAAUCAUGCUGAUUUUGCCACUGUCCAGAUAAAGAAUGGCUGUCCGUACUUCAGUUAUGACCUGGGACAUGGAAAUACAAGCACUAUGAUUCCCAACAAAAUCAAUGAUGGGCAGUGGCACAAGAUCCAAAUCUUCCGAAGCAAGCAGGAAGGUGUCCUAUCUGUUGAUGGAGCUACAAACAGGACCACUAGCCCCAAGAAAGCUGAUAUUUUGGAUGUUGUGGGAAUGCUGUACGUGGGAGGAUUGCCCAUCAACUAUACAACUAAAAGAAUUGGUCCAGUUGUCUAUAGCAUUGAUGGCUGCAUACGAAAUUUCAUAAUGACCGAGUCUCCUGUUGAUCUGAAUAACCCUACUUCUAGCUAUAAUGUUGGAAAGUGCUUUGCCAAUGCACAAAAAGGAACCUAUUUUGCAGGAACAGGGUUUGCCAAAGCAGUUGGAGCGUAUAAAGUUGGGAUUGAACUGUUAGUGGAAUUUGAGUUCCGCACGACCCGGACAAAUGGUGUUCUAUUGGGGAUCAGCAGCCAAAAAAUGGAUGGACUUGGCAUUGAGCUGGUAGAUGAAAACGUGAUGUUCCAUGUUGAUAAUGGUGCAGGCCGAUUCUCUGCCAUCUAUGAACCUGCAAUACCAGGCAGCCUGUGUGAUGGACAAUGGCACAGGGUUAAGGCACACAAGAUAAAGCAUCGUUUAAUGCUGAAUGUGGAUGGCCAUCAUGUGGAAGGCAUCAGUCCAAAUGCAGCUUCCACUUCAGCAGAGACUAAUGACCCUGUCUUUGUUGGAGGAUAUCCUGAUGGACUGCAUCAGUUUGGCCUGACCACUAACAUACGUUUCAAAGGAUGUGUUAGAUCCUUGAAGCUCACCAAAGGGACCUCUAAGCCACUAGAGAUUAACUUCAGCAAAGCCUUGGAGAUAAAGGGAGUUCAACCUCUGUCGUGUCCUGCAGAUUAACAAGAUCUCAUUUGACUCUGAUAUCAACCUCACCACUGAAGAAAUGAAAAAAGAGUGUCUCAGAUGGUUAAAUAAUCCUAAAUAUACAGUGCUUUCAUAACAAUAAUAAACUCUUUUUGCAAAUGCCUUGACUUCAGCCUCUGAUGUAUUCAAAAUGGUGCUAUGUCAGGAGUGUGCUUUUAAACAAACAUUAAAUGAGAAACAUUUUUCCCUUGGCAUGCAUAAAGGAGCAAGUUACUCCUGUGUGAUGUUUGUGUUUUAAGCUCAAUUUGAAGUGGAAUUGUUUAGUAUAGAGUUAUGUCAUUGUAUCAGUACAGAUCAUAGUUUUCAAAAUCUGAAACAGUUGACUAUAGUCACAUUGGAUGGGUAUCUUGAGCUCCAAACCAGCAGCUGUAUGUAUGUGCUGUACUUCCAACCUUCUAGCCUUGAUGGACUGUAAGAACCAAUUGAGCUAGUGCCAUUUCUCCUGGGGUGUUUAUGUGGUCCCCUUCAAGUCCUCAGCUACAGCAACUUUCUUUUUUAUUGUAAUGUGUUUUGUACUGUUAUAGUAAAGUGGUAAUAAUGAAUGACUGUUUUGCUGGUUCCUUUGGUUUCCACUGUGUCAUUCAAAGAGAUGUGCCAUCUACAUGAUGCCAUUUCACCUUGUGGUAGGAGGCACUAAGGGGACAAACUGUACAAUUUAGUUGAUGCAUUGUUAGUAUUAGGAAUUCCUUAAGUGCUGAACAACAGCCGAUUUGUCUAGCACAAGUUUUUCUUGCAAAUUAGUUUGUUUUCAAUGUAUUAUCAAAGGCUUUCACAGCUGGGAUCUGAUGGUUGUGGGUUUUUUGGGCUC
This is a messenger RNA of Pogona vitticeps (central bearded dragon), 10404 nucleotides long. Lineage: Eukaryota; Metazoa; Chordata; Lepidosauria; Squamata; Agamidae. The record is from RefSeq and is a predicted model, not a curated record.